GUGAGGAGGAGGGAAGAGAGAAACAACAGAAAGGAAACCCAGCAGCUCUCACCCCUCCCUUAAUGUCCCACUGCCUCUUACUGGAGGGAGGUGCUCAUCUGGCAGCCUGCACCGCAUCUGAGGAGAAGAAGACAUAUGUGGACAAAUGUGGAUGUUUGGUCAGUCCUAAGAUGUUCUGAGCUGUGGGAUGCUUUUGCAGAGCCGUGUGUGAAAGAGAAAAAGGCUGGACACAGGAGACGGACGCAGGAAUUCCAGGUCACAAGGGCUCCUGUGGUGGAGCUCAGUCCUUAGGAUAUCCCAACCACUCCUUCUCAAGCAUGAAUGGAGGAGUCUGGGAUUAAAUACAUCUAAAGAGGAAAACUUUGCAGUUUGUCUCCAGGGCCGGACAUUUGGCCUGACCUCUCCUCGUGAUGCAACCCCAUGUUGGUGUUGCUUGCUGGCUGCUGGUGUUGUCUACGCUCGGCCAGAACCGCCUGGUGGCUGGAGGUUGUUCGAGGAGGUGCUGUCGGGGAAGAGAUCUGAGCUGUUCAACGACUGAUUGGAGGAUGGAUCGUGUGUACGGGAAGUGCUACUGCGAUGAGGACUGUGUCAAAACCAAGGACUGCUGCUUUGACUACUUCACAGAGUGUCCAGCUCAAGAUUGUGCUGUUAGUGACUGGAGCUUUUGGAGCAGUUGCGCCAAGCCCUGCCAGCCUUCGGUGAGAGUUCGAGUCCGACACAUAGAGCAGCGGCCCAGUAACAGUGGAGAGUCCUGUCCAAGGCUGGAGGAGAGAGCUGGGUGCAGGGAGUACAGAGACCACCGGGACAGCCACUGUGGACGCAACUCAGGACCUGCGUUCAUUAGCAGCAUGGGGUUUGGCAGAGGGAGGCCCAAGCAUGACAGCUAUGGAAAUCCCCUGGACCCUGGGUUUUGUGUGGAAUUCCAGCUGGAGUCACGGACACCACACUGUACGGUGGGGAACCAGCCUCACACACUCUGGAUGCGCUACAUUACAGAAGGUUUUAAAGUGUGUGUAGCCUGUCAACCCCCUGCCUUGCGUAACAAUAGUAACAGCUGCCAAGGAGAUGGCCAGGAAUCAGACAAAGAAGCUGUGCUCCACUGGCAGGCGGUGGGGAACCCUCGGUGCAGAGGGACAUGGAAGAAAGUCCACAGAACUGUCAAGUGCACCUGUCCGACACAACACAGCUUUGUCUUCAUCUGAUCCUCAGCAGAAACACCUAAAAUAGCGUUUGGAUUGGAUGACACCAAACCACAAGGUUUAAAAACUCGAGAUGAUCAGGAUGCGACUCAGAUGUUUCUACUCCACAGAAUUAUUUAGACUAAAACACCAAUUACUGCUAAUGUCAUGCUCAUUUAAAAACACCACAGAAAGCAUUUGAUUGUUUUUAUUACACGUGAAACUCACAGCUGAUUUUGAACAUUUUAUUAAAAUGCACAUUUAUAAAAAAAAAUAAAAAUAAAAAAGUUAAAAUCGUUGCACUUCCUCCCUG
Molecule: messenger RNA, 1491 nt
Organism: Nothobranchius furzeri (turquoise killifish)
Lineage: Eukaryota; Metazoa; Chordata; Actinopteri; Cyprinodontiformes; Nothobranchiidae
Product: somatomedin-B and thrombospondin type-1 domain-containing protein
Source: RefSeq, a predicted model, not a curated record